AUGACGACUCUUUCUGACGGUGACCUCAUUCAGGUCAUUGACUAUGAUGGGGAGAUGACUGCGGACCUGGAGAGUUGGAUGCGGCAGCAGGGGCUGGACGAUUUGGGGUUCGGUUAUAACGUCAUCACAAUCUUAGGAUCUCAAAGCAGCGGCAAAAGCACGCUGAUGAACGCGUUGUUUGGCUGCACCUUUCAGGUGAUGGACGCCCAGAGAGGAUACUCACAAACAACGAAGGGGCUCUGGGCGGGCAGAGAUCAUCUCCCGAAGACAAACAGCGGGAACAGCAGCAGCAGCAGCAGCAGCAGCAGGGAGAGCAGCAGCAGCGGUAGUGUGGUUCCACUUGAACGUCCUGUAUUGAUAUUAGAUGUGGAGGGUUUAGAUUCACUCCGCGACUGGGCACCAACAAUCGUCCCUGAGGACGUAAUGAAGGAGAAAAUUAUAAAGGAUUACGUAAACAAAAUAUGGGAUGAAAUAGAAAAGCCUGCUGCAGCAGCACAUGCUUCUGCUGCUGAUUUCUUUACAGUUGAGGUGAUGGGCUUAGCACACAAACUGCUGGCCCCGCAGCAAUUCGAGGAGGACGUCAUACGCCUGAGAACCAGAUGGGCCAAGGAGUUCAGCCCCAAGUCUUACACCCGCGCCAUACCCGCAGAUGGAUUCGGCGCAUACGCAAAAAACAUCUGGGAGACGAUAAAGCAGCAGUCUCACCUAGACAUUCCUAAUCAGAAGGAGAUGCUGGCGAUAUACCGCUGCCAAGACCUGAAGCAGCAAGCGCUGCAUGCAGCAGCAACACGUGUUGCUGCUCUAGAGAAGCAGCGGCUGAAAGCAGCAGCAGAUGCAGCAGAUGCAGCAGCAGCAGAUGCAGCAGCAGCAACAGACGCAGCAGCAAUACGUAGUGAAUUGGCUUCUAUAGCAAGAGAUGCCAUUGGUGUGUAA
Molecule: messenger RNA, 933 nt
Organism: Eimeria mitis
Lineage: Eukaryota; Apicomplexa; Conoidasida; Eucoccidiorida; Eimeriidae
Product: Chromosome II, complete genome, related
Exons: 8
Coding region: 1-933 (310 amino acids)
Biological process (GO): endoplasmic reticulum membrane fusion
Cellular component (GO): endoplasmic reticulum
Molecular function (GO): GTP binding; GTPase activity
Source: RefSeq, a predicted model, not a curated record